AGCUAGUAUUGUAGCUCCGACAUUGAUUUUUCGAUCGAUUUUAUGGCGAAUACAACUAUGGCUGCAGCGCAAAUAUUUGGUAUUAGCAGAAUGAGGCAGCAUCAAGCAGCACCAACUUUCAGGAUAAUGUGUUCCAAUACUGCUAAAGGUGCAGAGGAGUUUUCAAGAUUAGUUAACACAGGCUGCAAACUAGUAGGAUGCGGUUCUGCAGUACCAAGCCUGAGAGUUACCAAUAAUGAUCUUGCAAAAUUUAUUGAUACUAAUGAUGAAUGGAUAUCCACUCGGACAGGGAUACGUAAUCGUAGAGUUCUUUCAGGCAAAGAGAAUUUAACGGAUUUGGCUAUAGAGGCUGCGCAGAAAGCUCUUGAGAUGGCAGAAGUUGAUCCUAAAGAUGUUGAUCUAAUUUUGUUGUGUUCUUCAACUGGAGAUGACUGUUUUGGCGGUGCUCCAGUGAUCCAAAAAGCACUGGGCUGCAAACACAAUCCAUUGGCUUUCGAUAUAACAGCUGCUUGUAGCGGGUUCUUAUUGGGUUUGUUUUCUGCUUCUUGCUACAUCAAAGCUGGUGGUUUUAAGAAUGUCCUUGUAGUUGGGGCUGAUGCUGUUUCUCGUUUUGUUGAUUGGACGGAUAGAGGUUCUUGUAUUCUCUUUGGUGAUGCUGCUGGUGCUGUACUUGUGCAGGCCUGUGAUAUCGGAGAAGAUGGCUUGUUUGGUUUCGACUUGCAUAGUGAUGGUGAUGGUAAAAGACACUUGAUUUCUACUUUCAAAGAGAAUGAAACAGAUGAUGCAUCAAGUGAAAAUCCUUCCACGACUAGUUUUCCGCCCAAGUGUUCCUCUUAUUCCUACCUCCAGAUGAAUGGCAGAGAGAUUUUCAAGUUUGCUGUUCGCGUAGUACCACAAUCAAUCGAAGCAGCUUUAGAGAAAGCAGGUUUAGCUGGCUCUAAUAAUUUCGAUUGGUUGCUCCUUCAUCAGGCAAACCAAAGGAUUAUAGAUGGUGUAGCAACUCGGUUAGAGGUUCCAUCAGAGCGCGUGAUAUCAAAUGUGGCAAAUUAUGGGAAUACUAGUGCUGCAUCGAUUCCCUUAGCGUUGGAUGAAGCUGUUCGGGGCGGGAAGGUGCAGCCAGGCCAUGUCAUUGCUGCUGCUGGAUUUGGAGCUGGCCUUACAUGGGCUUCUGCAAUAUUCAGAUGGGGAUGAAUGCUGCUUUGA
Messenger RNA from Solanum verrucosum, 1203 nucleotides. RefSeq names its product 3-oxoacyl-[acyl-carrier-protein] synthase 3 A, chloroplastic-like. The coding region runs from base 43 to 1191 and encodes 382 amino acids. Gene Ontology annotation, cellular component: chloroplast. Gene Ontology annotation, molecular function: 3-oxoacyl-[acyl-carrier-protein] synthase activity. Gene Ontology annotation, biological process: fatty acid biosynthetic process. NCBI's taxonomy places the organism in Eukaryota, Viridiplantae, Streptophyta, Magnoliopsida, Solanales, Solanaceae. The record is from RefSeq and is a predicted model, not a curated record. The transcript is spliced from 9 exons.